Drosophila navojoa is the source of this 992-nucleotide messenger RNA. RefSeq lists its product as uncharacterized. Lineage: Eukaryota; Metazoa; Arthropoda; Insecta; Diptera; Drosophilidae. The record is from RefSeq and is a predicted model, not a curated record.
AUAGCAACCAACGGAGGAGAAACUCCCCAAGUCGCGCAGAUCCUCUCAAAACCAAACAAAAUGAACACCCAGGCGAACGAGAAUCCCGACAAUGGGACGGCAGUGCCUCUCGAUCUAGGGGUCAAUGAGUGUGGCCCGGCCACACCAAAGAACAUUGCCAAUCCAAAGAACAUUGGCUGGAACCUAAAAGUAACCAGCGCAGAUCCACAAUCCACAGCACCCACUGUUCGGCCUCCUUCAACUGGCGCGAUGCAAGCGGCGUCCACUUUUCUGACCGAGGUGCAAGUGAGCCACAAGCAGAUUACGGAUCGGUUUGUAGAGCUGCUCAAUCUUUUCGAGGACUACUCGAAGAUCAUGAAGGAGAGUGAGCAGGCAACGCAGCCGAAGCUGAUGCGCACACAGUCCGAACAGUUCACAACGACACAUUUCCAGCCGGAGGACAGUGAUUGCAGUGAUCAGGUGAAGACGAGCGUCAGUCUUAACCGCAUGCAGCUGUCCGAGUCCACGCUGCGCUGCACACGACCCAAGUUCUUCUGCGAGAUGGCCAGCCAGACUCAUUGGUCGGAUCCCAUCGAGCAGGAGAAGCUGCUCAAGCCACAAAAAAUAGAGAAGCUCGAGAAAAAGGAGCCGCAGCAGCCGCAUGAGCAACAGCUUCUGCAAACUCAGUCACAUACCCUGCACAUCGAAGUAGAGUCGAUUAACUCGGCGACCGCCCUGCAGCGCGCUCCACUGCGUCAACGUCUGUGGCAAGUGUUGUAUGAAGCGGGUCAAACGCUGAUCGCUUGCUUGGCCAUGAUGGGCGAGAACUUCACCUAUGUGCUCUUCGUCCUGCUCUGCCUCUGGUGUCUGUAUCUGAUCAUCGCCCACUACUACAGCUUCCUCGAGGGCAACAUGGGCCAGCAGACGACUGUGAAGCACCCGCUCAGUCGUAUCCACUCAUAGGCGCUCGCCUUUGCCCCCACUUGACCGAUGAAACGUUCUCUUAAUUAUUU